Molecule: messenger RNA, 8051 nt
Organism: Labrus bergylta (ballan wrasse)
Lineage: Eukaryota; Metazoa; Chordata; Actinopteri; Labriformes; Labridae
Product: band 4.1-like protein 1
Biological process (GO): cortical actin cytoskeleton organization
Cellular component (GO): cytoskeleton; plasma membrane
Molecular function (GO): actin binding; structural molecule activity
Source: RefSeq, a predicted model, not a curated record
CCGGCAAAAAACACCGACACACUCCCUUUCCCUUAAACCCGGGAAUAAACGCGGAGCGGCGGCAGGAGCAGGACUGACCUACCCUGGGUGCGCACCAUCCAUGGUUUGUCCCCUGGAUAUCUGUCUGACAGGAGGGUUGGCGUUACUUUGCUGAAGCAUCAGAGGCAGGCACUUGAGUCCGAGGUGAAGAAAUAAGGAGAGGAGUCUUCCGAGACAGCAGGGGGCAGCAGCAGGCAUGCAGGACUCCGCCUCGGAAAGCAAGAUGGCCAAACAGGAGCAGAACUCCAAGAACCUGGAUGAACAUAGAGAAACAGAUGACAUGUCUGAGAGGACGUCCCCGAACAAAAACCUCAAAUCUCCACAGAGAGGCUCCAAACGAUUUAAAACCGCUCCUUUCAAGGUGACCCUGCUGGACACCGCUGAGUAUGAAGGAGAAAUCGAGCAGAAACAUUCCAAAGGACAGACCCUAAUGGACACGGUGUGUGAGCACCUCAACUUGCUGGAGAAGGAUUACUUUGGUUUGACCUUUGCCGACACAGACAACCAGAAGAACUGGUUGGACCCCUCCAAGGAAAUCAAAAAGCAGAUGCGCAACUCUCCGUGGAACUUUGCCUUUGCUGUCAAGUUCUACCCUCCAGACCCCUCCCAGCUCACUGAGGAUAUUACCAGAUACUACCUGUGUCUGCAGCUGAGGGAUGACAUGCUGUCAGGUCGACUGCCGUGCUCGUUUGUCACUCAUGCCCUCCUGGGCUCCUACACAGUUCAAGCCGAGCUGGGAGACUACGACCUGGACGACCAUGGCUCUGACUACGUCAGCGAUUUCCGCUUUGCCCCCAAUCAGACUCGUGAGCUGGAGGAGAGAGUGAUGGAGCUCCAUCGAAACUACAAGGGUAUGACUCCGGCAGAUGCUGAAAUUAACUUCUUGGAGAAUGCAAAGAAAUUGUCCAUGUAUGGUGUGGACCUGCAUCACGCUAAGGAUUCUGAAGGGAUCGAAAUCAUGUUGGGUGUCUGUGCAAACGGCCUGCUGAUUUACCGUGACAGGCUGAGGAUUAACCGCUUUGCCUGGCCAAAGAUCCUCAAGAUCUCCUAUAAGAGGAGCAACUUCUACAUCAAGAUACGACCUGGAGAGUAUGAGCAGUUUGAAAGUACAAUCGGUUUUAAGCUUCCUAACCACAGAGCUGCCAAGAAGCUAUGGAAGGUCUGCAUUGAGCAUCACACAUUCUUCCGGCUGGUGUCUCCAGAGCCUCCACCUAAGGGCUUUCUGGUGAUGGGCUCUAAGUUUCGAUACAGCGGAAGGACACAGGCUCAGACCAGACAGGCCAGCGCCCUCAUAGACCGGCCUGCUCCGCACUUUGAGCGUUCCACCAGCAAGAGGUACCUGCUGUCCAGGAGCUUGGAUGGAGCAGAGUUCUCGCGGCCGGUAUCCGCCAUGUGCGAGAACCACGACGACCUAUCACACCGCAGCAUCAGUAGACAGCGCCUCCUCCAUAGCCCGUCUGUGGACGAGCAGGAGACCGAGCUGGAGCCCAGUCUGGAGCAAGAUGAGGAGGACAAGGACCAGGAUGAAGAGAUGGACGAGGACUAUGACGGCGAUGUCACUCCGAGCAGAAAGAAAGAGAUCAUGGAGGAGGCUGGCUCGCCAGUUGAGAGUAAACAGGAGCUCUCUCAGUUGGAUCGGGGGGCCUCUCCUCGGCACAAACAGGAGUUUCUGGACAAGUCUAAGGACGUCUUGCUGAAGCACCAGGCCAGCAUCAACGAGCUGAAGAGAGCGCUGAGGGAGCCCAACAGCAAGCUGACGGUAAACCGCGAGAAGCGUCUGUCAUCCAGCUCCCCAACCGGCACCCCAGAGAAGAAGGCUUUGCCCGUCCGAGCGGUCGGAAAGGACACUGUUAACAACCUGUCUGUCGAGGGCUUCAUCCAGAAAACUCUGGUGACUUCACCUGAGGGCUCAGAAGAGUGGGUAUUGAUUGAAAAUCAAGAAAGUUAUCCACAGGACCAUGACCAGAAGGCAGAAGAACAGAACAAAUCUCUCACAUUUGAUUCCUCGUGGGAGAAAAUGGAGCUGAAAAAAGAGAUAGACAUUACCAAGAUGAUAAAUGAAGAGGUAACAGGCUAUGACAGAAAAGAAAUGAAAAGCCAUAUUGAUGAAUUUCCAUCAACAAAAUCACCCAAAGAGGCAGAUGUUUGUUCUGAGCCUCAGCAAACAAACAAAUCGCGUUUUAUGAUUCAAUUAUCUGAGAAUGAAGGAGAGACAACUCAAGACAAAUCUCAAAGUACACCGUCCAAAGCCUCAAACCCUGAGGCAAGUAGUGAUGUGGCCCCAGGCUCAUGCCAGAUAAAGGAACCCAAAGCUUCUAAACCGAGAAAAAAGAGGAGACCCCAGAGCUUAAACCUGGGAAUGCCUGCCGAACUCAUCUACAGGAAAGAAGGCAGUGAUUCUACUGGAGAAGAAAAUGAGGACUCAGACUCAGACAACACCCCAGAAGCCUCAAGAACAGGAAAUCAUUGUGAGCCAUCGCUUGUGGUGAUGAUGAAAGGUGAUCAGGGAUCAGGAAAGGAUCAGCCUGUCAGAGUCAAUGAAGACAACAAACAAGAGGACGUAUCACAAGAAGAAAGCAGGGAGGUCUACGCUCUAGAAGCAGAGACGGUCAAGAGAAAAGUGAGUCCCAUUGGUAUGGCAGAUAUCAAUUUGGGGUCAGUGAACGGACCUGGAAAGAUAGAACAUGAUAGUUCAUUGACGAGUGCUAAAGGGGAAAGUGUUGUGAAGGUUAGAGGGAAGGGCUUAAUUGACAACAAAGAGCUAGCUGAGGUGAAACUGCGACAGGUCAGGACCCAUGAGAGAAAGAUCAGCAGUUCAGGGGCAGAUGAUAUCGAGAGUUUCCUUGGAGACAGAGGUCAGAGGACUUCUCUCCACAGGGUGUCAGGCAGCUUCCAGUCAGAAAUCACCCGGAUUGUUCCUCUGAAGCCAGAGCGGUCAAAGAGUGUGGCGUGUAAGGAUGAGCGGGACAGACCAGGACAGGACGAGCCUACACGGGGCCUCAGAAGAGAAUACCGCUGGUCGGUGGGCUCUCCAGAGGGGCCCGCGGAUCUUAACUGGACCGAUGUCUCCACCUUCCAUCCAGCGUUCGCAGCAGAUCUGGAGGGUUCGGCUAAAGCAGAACAUGCUGAUGACAGCUAUCAGUUCGGUAGAGGACCGACAGAGAGUCAGUCAUUCGGCUCAAAGAUUUCAUCGCUUUCCAAAACGGCUCCCCCGGCCCCGCCAGUGAAAACACAGAAGGCCAGGGAGUCUGGACUUAUACUGCGGAACAGCCGGAAUGCAGGCAGGGAGCCGAGCCUGGACGCAGUCAAGAAGAGACACUCGGAGCCUGUCUCUACUCCUGCCAUUUAUGAAGAGCCGUUUGCUGACUUCAAGAAGGAGCUUGGGGACAGGAGGCCCCAGCCGAUCAUGACCUCAGAGGAAGAGCAGGAGCGGGACACGGUGGCCUGCAUGAGAGAAACCCACCUGGGCAUUGAGCGCAAGUGCUCCAGCAUGACAGUCAGCUCCACAUCCAGCCUGGAGGCUGAGGUCGACUUCACCGUCAUCAUGGACCUCCACUCUGGCUCGGAUGAAUUUUCCAAAGGCAUGUCAGAGCUGGGAGAGAGGGAGCGACAGCCUGAAGUGGGCCGGGAGGACUUUGAGGAGACCUCAAGGUUCUACUCAGCCCGCCUAAUGGGCUCCCGGGACAAGUCUCCAAUGGAGGAGAAGCUUCCUGAGAUGGGAACACAUCAUGAGCCUCCUGUGGCAAAGAAAGACCCCAGUGCUGUUAAUAUGGCUCAUAUGCUGAAGAGGUCUGACACCAAGCCAGAGAACCAUACGAAUGGAUCAGAGGUGCACCCCAACAUCAUGAAUGUCUCACCACAGAACUUCAGCCCGCGGAAGGCUGCUGCUGCUGCCCCUAAAGAAAAUGGCUCCCCUGUAAAACCAGGUACCCAGGAGAGGGAGUCGGUUGUGUCCCCGCUGACCAUCACAGCUGAAAGUGUCACUACGGCAACCACAACUCAAGUUACCAAGACUGUGAAAGGAGGCUACUCAGAAACCAGAAUCGAGAAGAGGAUUAUUAUCACAGGAGACGAUGAUGUGGACCAACAUCAGGCCCUUGCCAUGGCGAUCCAAGAGGCCAAACAGCAGCACCCCGACAUGCUGGUGACAAAAGCUGUGGUUAUCAGGGAAACAGAAUCUCCUACUGAGGAGUUAAAGCAGAAAGCAGAGUCCUGAUUGGUCAUGGUUGCUCCUGAGACAGAGGGCAGGAGAGAGGAUCCUUCAGCUGUGUGUCUCCUGUCCCAGCCUGCAGAACACCACCAUUCAUGAGGACUCCCCAACCCCUUUUUUUGCGCUCCAUAAAGCAGUAGACCUCCACUCCUGUCCCUUUAGACAAAACAAACUGACCCAGCCUCUGACCGCCGCCACUGCAUCCCGUCCUGCCCCGGCCCUCUCCAUCUCCUCAUGAAACAAGAAAAGACUUCUGACGGAUGAUUUAUCACUUGGUUCAAUCAAGUGGAGUGUUGCAAGAUAGAAAGUUGAACCUGGUCACAGCUGUUGCGAUUUAAAUUCUCUUUUACUAUCGUCUAAAACUUUGCACAUUAUUUCAAAUACUUUGGCUCAUUUUGAAUCAGUUUUCAACCCAAACCUCUCGCAACUUUCUGCUUUCUACAAUGCCCCAAAUAUCUGUUCUGUGCUACUCUUAUAAACGAAAGAAGACAUAAGAGCAGAGAAGAGUUGGUGAAAGGAUGGGGACAAUGCUGGUGGGUAUUUGGGGAUCUGGAGGUCGGUGCCGCGUGGCAAGAUGAAGCCUUUUGCUCGUUGUUGCCACCUCCUUGGCUUUGCCACCUUCAGUAUAUAAACAGCUGUCUUAUUAGCUUUUUACAUUUUUAUCUAUAGAGGAUCUAAUUUAUGUCCAGUGGUCGCUUGUUUAUGAAAUAUGUAUAAUAUCAGAUGAUUAUAAUCUGCAUGAUUCAAUAACAAAAAUAGCUGAGGGAAUGAAAAGAAAAAUACACAUCCAUAAGAAACUCUGACAUGAUGGGACAGAGCACCUAGUGUGAAACUGUAAACAACAACUAAAAAAAAAAAAAAACACUGGGCCAGUGGUGGGACACGUUGUGAUCUUGAUGGACCUUGCUGAUGAAGGACAGUCGUGCACUCCUCAUUGGACGGCUGGAACCGCCACUUUGGUCCCAGUCUCUCUAACAUAUUCUCAUCACUGUCCUCCCAUUUCUCCCAGUCACUGUUACAAACGUCAUUCAAUGUCUACUUGUCAUCUAUAUAAAGAAAUGCUUGAUACAUGUUUUGGGCACAGUUAAAGCAUUUUUAGAGAAAUUUUAAUAUAAAUAAUGUUUUAUCUAAUACGUUUCAGAAGUGUUAACAUGUAUUUUUUUUUCCCCCUACUUGAUUUUUACUGCCUUCCAUUAUGAAACAGAUUUUGUGGGUUAUUCUUGUGUUUUUGGACGUUUCGGUCUUCCAUGUGAACACACGUGUGAAAACCUCUGACAGAGAAGCUUAUUAUGCAGUUACUUUGCUCAGUACUUACUUGAGAUGUUACAAAGGUUAGCAAAAAAAUAUAUCUCGCGGAUCCCCUAAUGAGAAAGUUAUGAUGCAAUGAGGAGAAAUGUAGUUAAUUGCUGGGGAAACCAUUCUUGGUUUUGUUCAGCCUGAAAUAUCUGGUUGUCUGUAUGCUGUUCUCUGAAGAUGUAAAGUCUGAACAGCUCCCCUGUCAAUCAGUUGUCAGCAAGCUCUCCAUUCGUUCCAUCCGUUUAGAGCUAGAGAGCUGGUAAACAGAUGUCAAAUUAAAUAUCUGACAUACAGAGUAAGACAUUAACUCGUUUGGAGUUAUCCGGCCAUCAUGUAAAUCAUUUCAGUCUGUAUUGGUCUUUUAGGGCUAGUAGAUAUUUCAUUGGUUUUUCCAGGUAAAGGUUAACAUUUUCCCCGUUUCCACCAAACGGUCCGGUUUGGUUCAGUACAGUUUGGUUCAGUUCGGUACGGUAAACCCUGAACUUGCUUGCGUUUCCACAGCCAACCGUAACCUUAUUUGGUAAGCGGAGUGUAAGCCAGAUGGAGAUAGCCGCGUCAGCUAUGUAAUAGUGUGACAUUAAAGCAGCCCAGCACAGUGUAGCUAGCUAUUAAUUAAGUUAAACGUUCAAGAAGAACAGGGACACAGUAAACAAGGGACCCUUUAGGGUCGGAUCGCUCCCCUUUGAACCCCAACUGAAGGGUUUCAAAAAAGUAGGACGGUACCAAUCCCUUAUUUUGGUACCAUUCCCAACUUAUGACGGUGGAAACUCCAAUAAAUGGUAACCGUACCGGACCGAACUGAACCGGACCACUCUGUGGAAACGGGGCUUUAAUCUGCAUAAUAUAACUACAACAAUGGGGUGAAAGUGGCUAGCAUGCUACGCUAUCUAAAGGGAAUCAGGGGAUAUUUCGGUGUAGGUAAUUGUUACUUUGAGCGACAUCUUCACAUGACACAGUCUUUUAAUUCAUUCGCAGUAUUAAAAAAAAAAAAAAAAAGCACGGAUCACUGCAGCUUUAAACAGUGACUCAAUGAAAUAAAACAAUAUGUGCAUGCUCACAAACACUGCCUGAAAAGUUCAAAACCACAAGAUUAACAUGGGUACUUGUUUUGUUUUUUGUUGGAUUUAAUCUUAAAUUAUGGUGUAUGAGUUUGUAAUUGUAUUUAUAGGAGUGGUGAAUGUGUGGCCUGUGCUUUUCCUUCCUGCCCCCCCUCACAGACAACGCCGAGACUUAUAGUGUGACUUACAAUUGCAGCUGUCUACCACGAAAACCUGUUGGCUGUAACAUAUAUCUUGGAUGACCUUUAAUACUAUACUAUGCAUCACUUAUCAUACAUAACAGUCCCUCUAAUCAAGCCUGACCAAUGUUAGCCGUGUUGCUGUCAUUGUGCUUCUGUUAACAUAAGCAGUGAAGCACACUGCUCGUAAGAUUUGCAAUAAGCAGCCAUUAUUCUUUCUUCUAUCCUCUAAAGGGAGAAAACUGUGAACUCUCAUGCAUAAAGACGUGUAACCAAAACCUAUAACACAGAGUUAGUGAUACUCAAAGAAGCUUUUCCAACACUUGUGACCAUGGCUUUGUCACCCAUGUUGUCUUACCCCUCUCAUCCUGACCUGAAACUGUCAAACUGCUGUUAAUGUGUCCGAGGAAACAUGAGAUGGUGUAUGCUAUUUUGCUUUGUUUUUUAUUUCUCUGGUCAUAAGACACUGGACUGUUGUAAAGAGAUUUUUGCUUGCAGCGAUAGCAGCACAUAAACUGUAAACCGCUGGAAUAAAAGGCCUGUCUCUGCUGUAUUGGUCAGACAACUGGUGGAAGAGAAACGGCUGAAGGCAUCAGGAGAGAAGAUGUGCAUUGUGGGCGAGGUGGUGAGUUGAAGGGUGGAGAGCUUGUAUUUAUAUAUGAAUAUCCAGAGAGCUGUGUGGAAAACAUGACAAGAACACAAACAAACACACACACACACAGAUUUGCUUCUGAGAUAAGGCGGGGAAGUAGGAUUGGAAAGACACCAGUGCAGAAAUGUCUGCUGAAUGGGUGCUUUAUGUUUUGAGACAUGUUUAUUGAAGCAAGAGCCCCAGUUAUCAGUGGUUAGCUGAAAGUGCUGUUAAUCACCACCAGGAGGCAGAUGUAGAAACAACCUCUUCUGUCUGCUCAAGGUGAGGACGAGCUGUAAUGAACGUAAAUUACUGUCUUGUACAGAUUGUGACUUUGAGAUCAGUGACAAAAUAGUGUCUCUAAAACUAAAACUGGACUUUUUGUCCAGCAAAAAUGAAACACAUACUGGCCCACUUAGAGUAGAAAAUACCAACACAGUUCAGGUUGGGGAUAGAUGCUUUUUUUUCCCCCUGUGAAGAGCAUCAAAUGACUCUGCUGUUAGCCUCCACCUUCAAUUCUCCACUGCCUUUUGCUCUACAUUCCCCUAGUGCUUGGUGGUGUGUAUUUGCUGUAUUUGCAUUCAGUCUCAAUGGAAAACAUACAUGCAUAAAUAAAUGUCUCAGUAUGAUUCAAACAC